Dovyalis caffra is the source of this 1782-nucleotide messenger RNA. Lineage: Eukaryota; Viridiplantae; Streptophyta; Magnoliopsida; Malpighiales; Salicaceae. The record is from the annotation of a GenBank genome assembly.
AUGAGAAGAGGAAUUUCUUCAAUUUCUUCUCUCAAAUCCAUAGGGUUUGAUAGACAAGGAAUAAUCUCCAACAAAAUUUACUCCAUUGACCUUCGCUUUCAUUCUAAUUCUCCUCCGAGCCUAUUGGAGAAAUACAAGAAUUUGGUCGAGCGAGGGAAGCUACAGCAUGAUCUGCACCAGGAAAGAGUAGCUUUUGAAUUAGAAAAAUUGCUUUCAAGAUUACAGCAAUACGAGAAAGAUAUGGAAGGUUAUUACGUAAAGUUAGCGGAAUGGCAGGAGAAGAGAGAGAAGGAGAGAGUAAAGCUUUUGAUGGGAGAAGCGAGAGAGAAGGAAGGCGGAGGAGCAAUUUGGACGUCGGUGAACAAGCAGAGGGAUCGAAUUUUGGAAAAUUUUGCUAUGUUCAGGAAAAAGGGAGUGGAUAUAGAACCUGGAGUGGGUAGAUGGGUUUCGUACUUAAAUAGGGAGAGGAAAUUGGAUUCACUUGUGGGUCGUCGGCCCAUUGUCCCUCCUGCUCCGAAAGGAUUGUAUAUUUAUGGCAAUGUUGGAAGUGGGAAGACAAUGCUGAUGGAUAUGUUUUAUGGCGCUAUUGAAGGAAUGGUGAAACAUCGAAGAAGGUUUCACUUUCAUGAGGCUAUGCUAAAUAUAAAUUCACAUAUGCAUAAGAUUUGGAAGAAUCAAGUAGAGGAAAAAUCAUUGCAGUCAAACAUAUCUAGUUGGAUUAUGAACCUGCCCUUUGAUAUGAAAGUCAAGGAAUGGUUAGCUGCAGAAGAAAGAUAUAAGCAAGAAAUGCAGAUGAAAAACAUUCUUCCUGCUGUAGCAGAUGAGUUUCUCAUAGGCCAGCAAGCAGAUGAACGAGGGGCUAGUGUUCUUUGCUUUGAUGAAAUACAGACUGUUGAUGUAUUUGCUAUUGUGGCCUUAUCUGGAAUUCUAAGCAGAUUGCUGACUACUGGAACUGUUCUUGUGGCCACCAGUAAUCGAGCACCGAGGGACUUAAAUCAGGAUGGCAUGCAGCGAGAUAUCUUUCUAAAACUGGUUUCAAAGCUGGAGGAGCACUGUGAGAUAGUUCUGAUUGGAAGUGAGAUUGAUUAUCGCCGUUUCAUAGCACAAAGAUCUAAUGACAAGGCUCACUAUUUCUGGCCUUUGAAGAGCAGUGCUCUGAAGGAGUUUGAGAAAAUGUGGUGUCAGGUCACAAAUCAGUUGGGAGGACAAAUCACCUCUGAGACUAUCCCAGUUAUGUUUGGGAGGUACUUCUCAAAGAUGCUAGUACUGGACGUUCCUGAAACCUGUAAUGGAGUGGCAAAGUUCGCAUUUGAGUAUCUAUGUGGUCGGCCGGUAGGUGCAGCAGAUUAUAUUGCCCUAGCAAAAAAUUAUCACACUGUCUUCAUUUCUGACAUUCCAAUGAUGAGUAUGCAAAUCCGUGACAAGGCAAGGCCUAGCAAAGGCGUUGCACGUAGAUUUAUCACCCUCAUAGAUGAGUUGUACAAUCAUCAUUGCUGCCUAUUUUGUUCUGCAGCUGCUUCUAUUGAUGACUUGUUUAAAGGAACUGAAGAGGGUACACUUUUUGACUUAGAAAGUUUCCAAUUCGAAACAGAGACAGAAGGUGGUAAACUUCGCACAAAUGUUUUAGCUGAAGGCUAUGUGGGCUCAGGGGGUGCACCAUCUGGGAUAGUUUCUAUGCUAUCUGGACAAGAAGAGAUGUUUGCCUUCUGCCGAGCAUAUGAGCAAGCUACUAAGGGUUGCUAUCCUUCUGCUCACAAAUAUGAAAUCUUACCUGGAAAAUGA